Messenger RNA from Argiope bruennichi, 3828 nucleotides. Its product is annotated as organic anion transporter 3-like. The transcript has 11 exons. The record is from RefSeq and is a predicted model, not a curated record. NCBI's taxonomy places the organism in Eukaryota, Metazoa, Arthropoda, Arachnida, Araneae, Araneidae. Bases 188 to 1723 code for a protein of 511 amino acids.
UAUUGCUUACAAGUGACGUCACACGUCAUGGCGUUUCAGCUGUAUUCUACUCUUAAUUGCAAAGCAAGGAUAGGAGGAAGAUGACUUCUACAUUCGAUGUAUUCGGGCGCGCGAAAAAAGCUCAUUAAAAUAUGAGUCGUUAUUCUACCAACUUUGUGAGUCGAACGUAGAGACUUCAUUAUUCAGGAUGCUGUCUUCAAUCGACGAAAGAGUUGAAGACAAUAUUGAAAGACCCGACAGUGCGGUACAAAGAUUGAAUAUUGUAGACUCUAAAAAACACACGUUACCCGAAUUCAUAGGAGGACAUGGUCCAUGGCAGUAUCGUCAAUGGCUGGUAUACUUCGCCGCUUCCAUGUGCAGUUCAUUAUAUUUAUUUUCUACUUUUCCAUUGUCAGCUCAGGUUUAUUGUCCAUGCAGCAACUUUUCAAAUAUAUCAAGUCCAGAAGCAAAUUUAUUUAAUUCAGUAAUUAACUGCGCAUUCACAAAAUGCCGGAGAGGUCCAGUUUUACCUGGACAAGUAACCAACUUCUCUUGUUCCAAUUCCUUCAGGAAUUCCGAUCAGGACGAAGUUGUAUGUGCUAAUAUGAAAGUUGUAAUUUACGCCAAGUAUAUUUACGUGUUGGGGAUGUUGCUUUCUGGUCUAACAGCUCACUUUUUGUCAUUUAAGUUUGGUCGUCGAACAGUUGCCGUGAUCAGUGGUUUUCUGCUUUUAGGGUUCUCCAUAGCCACAGGAAUGUCGUCUUCGUUAGUCAAUUAUCUAAUUCUGAGAUUGUUUAUAAGCAUAACAGUAACGAACAUCUACUUAGUUUCGAUAUUUUCUUUGGUUGAAUGUUUGGGGGAAGACUAUAAAAUACUAUAUGCAAUGAGUGGUCAUCUAGGAUGGGGAGUUGCACAUUUCAUUCUUCCCCUGGUCACGUGGCUGACAAAAGAUUGGUUGCAGUACAGUGGAGUCAUAAGCGGCAUAUCCAUUCCGAUGAUUGUGCUUUCCUUCUUUAUUCCAGAAUCGAUUGAAAUCAACAUCGCUAAAGGCCUCAGAGCCAAGUCUCAAAAACUGAUCCGUAUAGCAGCAUGGAAAAAUGGCUACCCGACAGAAGACCUCGAAGAAUUCACCCAUGCACUGUGCCAUAAGAAGAACCAAGAAGAGAUUAAAGAGGUUUGGAAAACCGCUAAUAUUAAAAGAGCUUUUGAACUUUCACUCCUUUUUCUGGUCGGUUUUUCUGCGUCUUUCUUAUACUUCACAUGCCUAGGACUAUCCGACUGGGUAAACAGAGACAGAGGUGGAUUUUUUGCUCUAGCAGGAACUACAGAAAUAUCUGCCACAAUCCUGUGCCUCUUUUUUGUUUGCUUUGUUUCGAACAAGAUUGUUUGGUCUAUGGCAACAGUAAUGGCGUCUGUUUUCUUGCUCGUCUUAUAUGCAAAGGCAAGCCAAAUUGAACAUUUUCACAUUUCAACUGGCACGUUUGUGGUCACAAUGUUUUUCACAUCCGCCAGCUGGACGAUAGUGUUAAUGAGAACCCUUUUCCAACCUUUAAUAACUGCUAAUUCAAAGUGGAACGCUUUCAUCUCUGGAUUUGCUAUUUGUUGUGGAGUUUUAAUUGCAUCAUUAACUGACUUACAGAAAUUUGAUUCCUGGAGUCCAAAAUUCUAUGUGGUUUAUGCAAUUCCAAAUUUAACAUUAGGAGCAACAGUUGGUAUUAUACCAGAAAGAUAUUUUAAGUUCUAAAAUCCCCAGAAUGAAAGAUUGUGUAUAAAACAAAACAUUUACUCAUGAGUUAGUAAUUUUGGAGGAAUACCAAAUCAACUUUACAAAAAUAAUGCAAUCAAAUCCAAUAAUAUUUUUCUGAGAAAAUGAUUGCAAUAUUUAUAAAGAAUAAUUGUUAUUUCAAAUUCUUAACAGUUCUUCAUAAUAAGAAAGGAUAAUAUGAGGAUUAAUACAUUUGAUCAAUAUUUUGAAAGGUUUUAUAGCAUUUCCUCUGAUUUGCAUUAAACAUCGAAUGAAUUUAUAUUAAUAUAAAUACUCCAUUCAUAUUUAUAUUUUUCUUAAAUUAUCAUGUAACAAAUCAUCAGGAAUGAAUAAUUGCUGAAGCCACUUCCUUAUUUGAUAUAAUUUAAAAAUAAUUUAGCCUCCUACCGGGAACAUGAUACAACAAUAGGAAAAAAAUGGAAGACAAAAACCAAUGCAACAAAAUCAAAAAAUUAAUUACUGGAAUCAUAAUAGACAGACAAAUAUUACCUUAAAUAUAAAUAAAAUAUAUUUAAAUAUAUAAUUUUGAAAAUUUAUUCUAUAUUAAUAGAUUCUAGAUAAAAACUAUAUACAAGAUGGAAAUUUGAGCCUUAAUUGCUGGAAAGUUAGAAACUGUUUACUUGGAAUAUUAUUUGCAAAAUUCAAAGUACCUUAAAAAAAUAUUUCUUUUAGCUGGUAAUUUUUAUUUCAUUAAAGACUAGAAAAUUUCCAUUUUGCUGAUACUCUGAGAAAUUACCCUUCAUUUGGGGGGGGGGGGAGUAAAACUAAAUAUCAUCUUCUAAUUGCUGUUUAAAGAAUAACUUAAAGGUUUGGUAGAACAAGCAACAAAAUAUCUCCAUUAACUCUAAUAGCUCUCCUGUUAAAAUCAUUUUUAUGUUAUCUUUUCCACAUCCGUUUAUUCUGUUAAUUUCCAACUGCUCAGAUGAGUUUUUAAAAUUUAUUAAAGCAUUAUUUUCAAAUUUCCAAACACUACUAGCAAAAAAAAAAUAAUUCAGAAAUAUGAUUGAACGCAUUUAAUAGGAUCAAUAAAUAAAUUGUAUUUCAUCAUUUGCUAUUCAUCCAUAACAGUUUUGAUGUGCUGAUAUUAUAAAUGUCAAAAAUUUAACUAGGAUUUUCAUCAGAUGAAAUAAAAAUCCGAAAUAAAUCAUCACAUUUUGUAUAUAUUUCCAUUGCAAUAAUUUACAUUAUCAUCUUCUCAUAGUCCAAGAGAUUUAAUUUUUAAUCUUAUAAAUUUUACAGGUGCAUGGCUGUUUUUUUUUUUUUUUUUUUUUUCCUAAUUAAUGCAACAUGCAGUUUAUGUACAGAGAAAAGCCCAUGAAAAUAUUUUCAGAGUAUUUACAUUUCCAUGCUUAUCUAUUUAUGACGGAAAACCCUUUCUCAUUCUACAUGAAAUUUUUAAUCCAGUAAAUAAGCCAUUGAUUUUUAUUAGAUAUCAGAGAUUUCUUAUCAGUUUUUCAGAUUUUUAAAUCUGUUUAAUUUGUCUUUAUUUGGUUGACCACCAUCUAACUAAAAAUUAAAGAGCUAACCCCAAACUGAAAUUUCAAAAUACUUUUAAAAAACCAUUUUUAACAAAGAUUACCUGGAUAUUGUUUUAUAAAUCAAUGCAAACAUACAAUAUAUCUAGUUAAUUACUUUAUUGUAGAAAAUAGUUUUAUAAAAUUUUGUGUAUGAUAUGUAAUGUUAUGGCAGAAUUUCAGAAUUAUAUGAGACAUAUAUAUAUAUAUAAAUAGUGUAAGUUAAGUAAUUUGCUUUCAUGGAUCAAACAUUCAGAAGUUAUUCAUAUUUCCUUAAGUAAUGUUCAUCGCUUCCAUGUUCAUUAGAAUUUUACUGUACUAUAAUUGUAAUUUUUUAUGUAUUUAUGAGUGAUAACAUUCACAACUUUCUGUGAAUAUUUAGUGAACAUUUUAUACUACAUUCUUCUGCGUAUGUCUGUGAACAUAAUACACUGUAAAAGGAGUUAUUACCGACCAUAAUCUUGUGAAAGUUUUUUUAUCAAUGCAGCAGUAAAAUUUGUAUUUUAAUUGGAAAUGAGUUUCAUUUUGUACUGUUCUAUGUUUAAAAUAAAUUUAUUUUUACAAUCUGUU